GAAAAAGAUAGGCACUGAAAGAGAGACAGAGAGAGAGAGAGCAACAAUGAGAGCUUUGGAACGGACUGAAUAACGUUUUGAGAGUCGUGGCGUCGCGUCGCGUCGCUCGGUAAGGGGAACUAUGGAAACACAGCGGACUAUCACGGACCUGCCGUUCGAGGUUCUUGACCUGAUAUUCAAACAACUCGAUUAUCCGAGGCAGGAAUGGCAAUUGGUGCACGCCCAUGAGAUACUGGCCGAAGAAUUCGCCUACGAAAGUCGCGAUGAUUGCAGAAAACUUUCCCUUGAUUACUGGUGGACACCCGACACCUAUGCGCUUAUUUGGAAGACCUGCGGAUCGAGUGUACGGGAAUUGGACUAUCACAAGGGUAGCGAUGAGUUGGCAAAACACUGUCCUCACUUGGAAUCCAUUGAUUUCUGUGUCGAUUCAAGAUAUUGGCAACACGUAAAGUCCUUGAUUCUGCUACUCAAAGGUAACAAUACGAUAAGAUCGACGGUUAUAGACGUGGAUGACAAAAAUAUCCCCUUUACCAUCCUGCACGGCCUGACAGAGUUUCCACAGUUAAGAAAACUGGUUUUCGUUCAUUAUAUAGGGGAUGCAGGAAGCCUCUUUAAUGCCAUGGCCUGCAUGAACUGGAGCCAUCUCUCAACCGAAAUUCCAGUCUGCCCUAAGCUCAAAUCUUUCACACUCACGUCAUGUGAAUGCCACAUCAAGAACUUGGUUUGCCAAACUAUUUUGAAGCAAUCCAAUAGCUUGGAAUAUCUGGACGUAUACUGCCGUCUGUCGGCCUUCGAUGGGGAUGGUUUUUUCGCGGUUUUGCGUGCCUGUAAAAAACUCCGAAAGUUUCGUGAUCCACUGGGAGACGUGACCAUCUACAGGGCGUACGUGUUUGCGAUGGUAGACAUUCUGCGCGAAAAUGGCUUCACACCGGAGAAACCGUUCAAAUUGUGGCUGUUCGACCGUCCACAGAUGAGGUGGAUCAAGCGAUUGGUGAGGCAAAACCACUUAUGGCCGUCAUAUGAUCCAUAGAAAUGCUUACUUUUCAGGUCGGCCAGAGUUCGAGUCCUGGAAUAAUUGACAUCCAUCUUGUUGAAUUGGAAUAAUGCGAAUAAACGUUUCAUUUGACAAAGUUA
This is a messenger RNA of Drosophila pseudoobscura, 1134 nucleotides long. RefSeq lists its product as uncharacterized. The record is from RefSeq and is a predicted model, not a curated record. The coding region runs from base 122 to 1030 and encodes 302 amino acids. NCBI's taxonomy places the organism in Eukaryota, Metazoa, Arthropoda, Insecta, Diptera, Drosophilidae. The transcript is spliced from 2 exons.